UUGUCGCCGUUCGUUCACUCUGUCAACUGGGAAUUUGAAGCAGGAGCAAUUCCAAGCAGGAUGGAAUCAUCCUGUCCAGCUCAAAUCUUGUUGAAAGAUAAGUCAUUCUGGACCGUCACACUCAUCCGUUAAGCAGGACCUCUGGAACGAUCGGGAAACAAGCGCCGAUAUUCUACAUAAUUUCGUCACCAGCCCUUCCCGCCAAAGACCACUCACUGCAGCAGCACCGUUGUCUCAGGCGCUCCUACUGUGCAACAAUGACUAGAAGUGACGUCAUCGUCGGGUGAUCGACGAAGUGAGACAUGGGCGGGAUUCAGGGCGGGAUAGGUAGUGAGACACGGUGCAUCGUCACUCCGGAUGUAACCAGGCGCUCCAUUCUCGACACUGGUAUGUUGGGAAUGACGUGGUUCGAUCGGGCUGAGACAUGGGCGGGAUAUAAGGCGGGAUGAGCAGUGGGGCGAAGACCACAGCCCUCUUGCUUCCAACCACCACAACCCAACUUCACAUCUUAUGCAACGAGAGCUACUGCCUACCACAUCCACCCACAAUCCAUUUGAAACCCAUCCAUCAUGACUUCCACCCGCUCAUCCCACGCCCCGCUGCCAUACACCCGCCUCCCCGACUUGACGGGAUCUACCGUCGAGAACGGCAAACUCAAGUUACUUGAGCUCCUCGGCCACGGGUCAUUCGCCAAGGUCUACAAGGCUCUAGACACCCAGUCGACUGCGUCAUCCGGGGCACCCAUUCACUACGCCGUCAAGUGUCUCUUGAACGGCGAGCCCGGAUCGCAGGAGUACAACAACCUCCUGAACGAGCUCAAGAACCACACACAGGUCUCUGGCCUGCCCGGGGUCGUGGCCCUGCACCGCUCCUUCGUCGAGGGCGAGCACGUGUUCGUCGUGAUGGAGCUCUGCGACACCGACCUGAACCGCUUCGUCAUCGAGCACAAGCUCUGCGAUAAGCAGUGCGACGUUGCGAAGCGGGUGUUCUUGGACGUACUCGACGCCGUGGAGACAUGCCACGCUGAGGGUGUGUUCCACCGGGACCUGAAACCCGGGAACAUCCUGUGUGACGCUGAUGGCAAGAACAUCCGAAUCGCCGACUUUGGUGUUGCGACUCGCUCUGAGGAGUCGAAACAGUUCGGCGUUGGAACCGCUGUGUUCGCUAGUCCUGAAAACAUGGACAAGACCCGAGACACAUACUCCCCUCGUGGGACGGACUGCUGGUCGCUGGGUGUGAUCCUCAUCGCCCUCAUGACGAGCAGCCUUCUUUGGAAGGCACCCGUCGAGGCCGACGACACCUACUCCGCGUACCGCGCCGACCCCGCGCACUUCUUGCGGGGGACGCUCGACCUAAGUCCAUCCUUCAACUCGCUCGCGAACCGGAUCUUCGAUCCCAAUCCCGCGCGCCGGCCGAGCAUUCCAGAGUUGCGCACGGAGGUCGAGGCGAUAGACACGUUCGUCGUGCCUCCGCCCGUAGAUAUAGUUGCUCUGGCUCUGCAGAACCCACUGCACAAGCCCAAAAAGAGCAAGCGCCGGGCGACGCCGCCUCCGGUGGACAGCAGCGCCACCACACCGCGGCGCUCGCUGAGCAUUGCUUCGCUGACGAGGAAGCUGAGGAAGCUCGUGCAUCGUCGGGCAUCGCCGUAGUUUAUUUCUAGUCUCUGUCUCUUUUUGUAGAAGCAAUCUUAUUUCGCACUUGACCUACAUGCUACUCGUA
Molecule: messenger RNA, 1719 nt
Organism: Mycena citricolor
Lineage: Eukaryota; Fungi; Basidiomycota; Agaricomycetes; Agaricales; Mycenaceae
Source: the annotation of a GenBank genome assembly